CCGGAAGCUGUGACGUUGUUGUUUGUUGCCGUAUGCUACAAAACAGUAAUUUGAUCAUUCGGGAAUUUAAGUGGCGUAUACUGUAAAUUACAUCGCUGGACAAGAUGGACUUUGAGUUUGAGGAAGAGCUGAGGAGUGCUGAUGAGCUUCUUGAAAGCUUAAGAGCUCGAGAGGAGACACUGGUUCAACCAAAUGUGCUGCCUCUGCCUUCAGCCCCAACUGUUGAGUGGAGAAAAAGAGACAGCCAGGGGGACAUCAUUUACAAAUGUCCUAGAGCCAAAAGGGCAACUGUAAAAAGAAUAAGAGGUGACCACAACAAAAACUCUGCUGGUCCACUUGUUACAGAAAAUGACUUGAGUGUUGGCCAUGCAGAAGUCUCUGAAACAGCUGACGCUAAUUUUGAAGAGCUGAGGAGACUUUUGGACACUCAGGAAGGUGAUGCUGAUGAUGUUACUCCCAUUCAAGAUAAUGUCCCUCGGUCUGCAUCCAAUGACUGGACCAUUAGAUCUGCAAUAAGGGAAGAGAGAUGGAAAGAAGCUAGAGCUUUUCUUGUGGAGAACAUUUUGAGAGGAGAGGAUGCAAGUUCCUCAAUCUGCCAACAUUGCAGGUCUAAUGCAGCUGUUGUACGCUGUAGGGACUGCCUUCCUUACCCUUUUCUUUGUGGAGACUGUGACGAGCAAAGGCAUGGCAGUUUCUUUGUACUACACAAUAGGGAUUCCCUGGUCUCAGGCUUUCUACAGCCUUUACCUCCUUCCACAGGAUUCAUGCAGGCAGCUGUUCAAAUUUCUAUUAAACAGCUUGUUCGACUGCUGCCUGUAGAAAUACCAGCCCAUAUUUGUGGUUGCAGUGACGGAGCAGUCCUUGUUUCUUCAGGAAGGCCCAUUACCCUCAUUACUAUGAAUGGUCGAUAUAACCUUAGCAUGCCUCACUUGUCCUGUGCUGUGUGUGAAUAUUCACGUGAGCCAUCCUUGACAGAACUUCAGAGGAGUCUCUACUGGCCCGGCAACAUUCCUGCAAGUGUGUUAUUUACCACAGAUGUGCUCGUCUCAUUUCAUGAGAUGAAAAUUGCAUCACCAGGGAUAUCUUUUCAAGCCUUCGUUAAAAUGCUUGAUGAGAAAACGAUAUUCUUUGGUCGAAGUGGAAAAAUAUCAGCCAAUGUAUUUAGCUGCAGUUUCAAUGAAUGGGUUGCAGCAAGAUAUGAAGUGGAAAAGUUGUGCCAGGAGGAUUUUUUCACUUGUCCAGCAUGCACUCCAGACAUGCUUGCCAUUUCUGUUGAUGGUAAUCGCAAACACUAUCGUUUUAAAAACACAGCAAGCACAGACAAAAGGGGAUUAUUUGGCAAUCUUUUCUUACAGAGUGAUGUGGAGGUGUCUGACUUUGUGGACUACAUUCACAAAAACAAUAAUCAUGUUUCAGGGAGAGGAUUGUGUGGAGCAUCACAAUGGUCAGCAGCAAAGGAAUCCUCCAAAAAAUCAAGCAGCAAAUUGGAUGAGGAGGGAUUGGAAAUUGCUGUCUGUCGCCAUGGGAUACUCCUUAUGGCCCUAAAUAUGUUUCGAGGAGAAAUUUUUGCAUAUCCCCUUUUUCUACAGAAAAAACUUGCUGAAAGGUCUCAAGGGACCAUCAAAUUCUUCUGUUCGGAUGUGGCCUGCAAGUUUUUUCCAUACUUACAUAGAGUAUCUAAGAACUGUCUUGAGCUACAGCCUUUACUGGAUAUGCGUCCUUUUCUGUCAGUAAUGCAUGCCAAAGCACACGCUUGGAAAUGUGAGGUCAAGUAUGGUGGUGCCUAUCAAGAAGGAGCUGGGUCAACAAUUGGUGAAGAGGUGGAGCAGGUGAAUAGUUUUCUAUCUAGGCUUGCUAUUACCACCAAGUACAUGUCAAAAUCAGGCCGUGGGGACAUGAUUACAAUGCAAGCCAUGUCCUGGAAUAAGAGAAAGCUUCUUAAUUUGGGACAGGCUUUAGUUGCUAGAUUUUUAAAGACUCAGAAAGCUUUGCAAGAGCAACAACGCAUCUUGGAGGCACUGAAGACAGAGCUAGCACUGUAUGAUGAUUGUGUAGUUGAGCAGUGGAUUUCAGAUGUACAGCAAUGGGCAGAAGAAAGUGACCAUUAUGGAAGUGGUGAUCUGAAAAAGUUACAAGAGGAAAUAGAGGGGCUGACGGUGAGCAUCAAAAGGCGAACACAACGUCUGUACAGUCAAACAGACAGCAACAAGCGGCGCCACUCUUUGCGUCUUCGAAGGAAUGAGGAAAAGAAGAAGCUGGCUGCUGCAGUGGAGGAAUACAAUAGCAUAGCGGAUUCUUCCCAGCAGCUUGGUCCAGUUGAAGACUUCUUCAUAGCUGAGACUGUUGCCUGGCCUUGGCAAAUCCCCAGCAAUACUGAAUCCGUUCCUUUUCCUACCAAGAGGAAGGUGUUUGAUAGAGUGAUGGCAAUGAGACGCCUUCAGGAAGAGAAAAGUCUUCUUUGUAAGGAGAUGCAACAGCACUGGAUGGUCCUGACACACAAGACAUCCAAGCUUGAAGCAUUGAUUAAUGAAAUAAGUUCUAAAUGUGAGAGUCUUUUAAUAUUAAUUUAAUAAUAUUUU
Molecule: messenger RNA, 2579 nt
Organism: Paramisgurnus dabryanus
Lineage: Eukaryota; Metazoa; Chordata; Actinopteri; Cypriniformes; Cobitidae
Source: RefSeq, a predicted model, not a curated record